AAUAACUUUAAUUUCAGCAGCUUCCUCUAGAAAUUUCACUCAAUAGUUAUUGUUUGUUACCUACAUAAAUUCUGGGGUGAAAAUUGUACAAGUGUUAAGCCGAUGAAAGUGCCGAAGAUUCCCGAUUGGGUUUCCAGCCUGUCCCUGAACCAGGCGGUCCAGUCCAUCUUGGGGGAGGAACACCAUAAUCUGACGGUUAUUCCAAGCGUCCACCUCAUCCAGUUUCGCAACUGCACGGUCCUUCUUCCCAUCCGGGUGAAGGUCCAGUUGCCGGACUUCACGGUCAGGAAGUUAUCCUUUGUGCUGAAAGCCACACAUGGCAGCGACUUUCAAGCCAGGUUAAUGAGUCAGCUGAAGCUGUUCCUCCGGGAACACCAGGUCUACCACAAUGUCCUGCCCAAGCUGGAGCGGCUCUACAGGGAGGUGGGCAAGGAGAUAUCCUUUGGCCCGAGGGCUUUUAAGCUGGACCACAACAUCGGUGUUCAGUACAUCCUCAUGGAGGAUCUCAAGUCCCAGGGUUACAGAAAUGUGGAGCGGCAAGAAGGAUUCAAUGGAGAGUGCCUGAAGCAAGUGCUCAAGAAACUGGCCCAACUCCAUGCAGCCUCAGUCGUAUAUGUCGAAAAGCAUGGAGCUUUCAGUAAUCUUCUAGCCAAAGGAGUCUAUACCAAGGCCAAUCGAUCCGUUCUACGGGAGCUAAACGAUCCGGAAAUAUUUCUUUCGCAGUUGCGACGAUGGCGCAUGGGCGACCAUUUCCACAAGCGGUUCGUGGAGAAGGAGCAGGACCUCGUCGACAGGUUAUUGGAGCUCCACGAGCCCGAUCCCAAUCAGUUCAAUGUCCUUAAUCACUGCGACUGCUGGGUGAACAAUGUGAUGUUCAAGCCAGGAGACGUCGGUCAUGUGCAAGACGCCGCCCUGCUCGACUUCCAGGUGGUCAAAUAUGGAUCUCCGUCCAUCGAUCUGUACUACACCAUCCUCUCAUCAGCCGAGAAGGACAUUAAGUUGCUUCAGUUCGAUGACAUGGUCCAGUAUUACUUCUACCAUUUGCUGGAUAACCUCAAAGUUUUGAACUUUCAAGGCACUUUGCCGCAGCUACACGAUCUUCGCGAAGCUCUUAAUAGAAACGGCCUGGCAGCCUAUGUGGUGGUUACUCGCGCUCUGCCCAUUGCGAUGAUGAAUCAGUUUGAGGACGAGGUCAACGAACGAUACGCCUCCAAAAUGAAGUGUGCCAUGUUCACCAACCGAAAAUACAUUCAGGCGAUGAAGGAAAUCUUGCCCUGGAUGGAGGAGCGAUUGCUGCUCAAUUAGGACUAAAUUAAUGGAUGAUAUAUUCGAAACUACAAUAAAAUUAAUUAACUUGUACCUUA
Messenger RNA from Drosophila biarmipes, 1364 nucleotides. RefSeq lists its product as uncharacterized. The transcript has 3 exons. Bases 103 to 1305 code for a protein of 400 amino acids. The record is from RefSeq and is a predicted model, not a curated record. Lineage: Eukaryota; Metazoa; Arthropoda; Insecta; Diptera; Drosophilidae.